GUGCUACGCCUCCCUCUCCGGGUACGCUAGCGCCGUGCGCGGUAACGUUGCCAGGCUGGCGCGCGUGGCCAUCAGCGUCAGCCUGAACCACGCCAAGAGCAUGACCACGUACGUCGGCAACGACAACCUCUCCCCAUUGGCCGAAGGCGGCGGAGAGCACCGCGCGGUGGCGGCGAUCCGCGACUGCUCCUCCACCCUCGGCGACUCCGUCGACCAGAUCCAAGACUCGCUCCAACAGAUGAAGCAGCUCGGCGGCUCGGCCGAGGACUUGGCGUUCCAGCUCAGCAACGUGCUGACGUGGAUGAGUGCGGCCGAGACGAAUGAGGACACGUGUGUCGACGGGUUCGAUAACGUGGCAGAUGGGUCCCUUAGGUCUGACGUGUACGACGGUGUUGUGAAGGUCAAGCAGUUGACCAGCAAUGCGCUGGCUUUGGUUAAUGCCUUUGCUAAUAAGAACUCUCUUUUACUCUCCAUUAUCUUCCUCUUCACCCUUGCCGCCAACUCACCUCCGCCGUCGUCCGCCGCAGCCCGCCCCGCCCCGACGAAAGACCAGACCGGCUUCGUCGCCACCUUGUGCAGCACUACCACGGUACUCUACCCGAAGCUAUGCCGCGAGUCGCUCUCCCCCUACGCCGCCGUCGUGGACAAGAAAACCACCGUGCUUGCCCACGUCGCCGUCGUGAUCAGCCUGAAGAAAGCCGAUGCCGUCUCCGCUUACGUCGGGAACCUCUCGACGUCCACGGCGUUGAAGGAGUGCUCCGGCCACCUGCGGGACUCCCUGUACGAGAUGCGGAGGUCGCUCCGGCAGAUGAAGCGGCUGGCCGGCGGCGGCGGAGCGGCGGAGAGGAAGAAGAAGAUGGCGACGCGGGAGCUGGUGAGCGACGUGCAGACGUGGAUGAGCGCCGCCGAGACGGAUCAGGACAACUGUCUCGAUGGGGCCCGCGUCAACGCUGACGUGCAAGGUCAAGUUGCGGCUCUCAAGAUGUUGACCAGUAAUGCGCUCGCAUUGGUCAACGCAUUUGCGGGCAAGGUCGCCGGCCCAUGAUCACUGACUGGUCCGCGUCUCAGCCGAUCCGUUAGAAUGCUCCUUCCAAAUCCGGAGUAUUGAAAUUUUUUUUUGGCAGUACCAAAUGAUAACAAAUAUUUUCACUAAAUAAGACUAAAUUUAAGUCAUUUUCUGAAAUAACAUUUAAAUUAUGUUAUUUUUUAAAUAACAUUUAAUAAUGUCCAGAAGGAGAAAGGAGAAGAAUAUUUUGAAGGAAAAAUAAUGUCCAGUGAUGACUAAUAUUUAUUUAAAUAAUGACUAACGGAUAAUGACUAAAAGUGCUACACUGAAAAAAAAUGCAUAUGAUGCAAUUUAGGCAAAGUCAUUAUAUUUAAAUGUUAUUUAUGUAAAUUCCACUUGUCAAUAAUGCUACUUAUAGAUA
Molecule: messenger RNA, 1427 nt
Organism: Cuscuta campestris
Lineage: Eukaryota; Viridiplantae; Streptophyta; Magnoliopsida; Solanales; Convolvulaceae
Source: the annotation of a GenBank genome assembly